UCAACAAGUCAGAGGGGGGUGUGCUUCACAAAAACACUUACAGGAAGGUUGGUCUCUUUUUUUAUGACCUGAUUAUCAAACAAGUGGUGUCUUUCCAUCCCAUCUCACCAACUCAAACAUCUCUUGAAACUCCAGAAUAAAUAUUCAGUCAUUCAGGUCCCUAUUGGCUGUGAGAGCAGGAACAUCCUGAGAGUCUGGCGGCUAAACUGCAGUGUCAACAUGGGGACAGUGGAGGCGUGGCCUUUCUGAAUAAGGAAGCAGACCCGUGAUUGGUCAGCAGGAGGGGAAUGAAUUAAAGCAGGGAGCUUUGCAAGUGAUUGAAUGGGACAGAGAGUUUUGAGGGAGGGGGGGCCGGCGUGGUGGCAGCAGAUGGGCCGCCUGCAACACACUUGCAGGACAUGGGUGCAUGCUGCUGCAGCACAGGAGGAGUCGUGUGUGGCGCAGAGAGUGGCGUUCGUGCCCUCUGGAUGGGAUGCUGAAAGAAAUAAUCCUGAUUCAGGAAGAGUCGCAGGAGAAGGUGUGAGGAACCUGAGGAAGAGGAGGGAACUCUGUAGCUCUUCUGACUUUGGCCGGCGAGGGCUCGUGCAUGCAGGUCCUGAUCCAGCCUGUGACACACAUCACUGCUCCGUCUUCAUAGAUGCUGCAGACGGCAGCAGCUCUGUCUGUUUAUUUGGUUGGAGGGUUUUUUUUUGUCUUAGGGGAACACAGUGUUCCCAUCCAUCUGAGUGGUCUGAGUGCACAACCAGAGGGACUCUCUAUGGUGAAGAUGAGUCUGGACCCUGUGCAGGUGAUGAGCGGACAGGUCCAAGAUAUUAAAGUUUCCCCUUCAUCCAAUGGGGAGAGCAGAGGAUCAUGGGAGGAAAAAGAGUUUGACCAGAAGCAGCUGGACCAAACCACCAAGCCGAAGCCGGUGACAGGCAGACGAGCCCGGAAGGUGGAGGGAGCCGUGUUCUUUCCGAAGCCGGAGAACGCCGUGACGAUCGCGGUUUCCUCUCGGGUCUUGUUUCGGACAGAGCGCGAGCAGAAAGUAUAUGAGCAAAAAGGUGUGGAGGAAUACCUGAGGUACCAAGUAGAACACGAGAACGAGCCCUUUGCGCCUGGACCUGCUUUUCCUUUCGUCAAGGCGCUGGAGACUGUCAACAUCCGCCUGCGUGAGCUGUACCCGCAGAGCGAGGAGUUGUUUGACAUCGUCCUGGUUACAUACAACCACGCACACGUGGGAAUCCGUCUGAUCAACACCAUCAACCAUCACAACCUGUUCAUUGAGAGAUUUUGCAUGACAGGAGGAAGCAGUCCUAUUGGUUACCUGAAAGCCUGGCAAACCAACCUCUACCUGUCUGCUGAUGCUGAGAAGGUUAGAGAGGCGCUGUCUGAAGGCAUUGCAGCAGCCACCAUGUUCAUGUCAGACAAGAUGACAACUGUGUCAGAGUCUCAGCUCAGAGUGGCGUUUGACGGCGACGCCGUUCUCUUCUCCGAUGAGUCUGAACGCAUUUUUAAAGCUCAUGGGCUGGACAAAUUCUUCGAGCACGAGAGGGAAAACGAGGACACACUGUUGGAUCAUGGUCCUUUUAAGGGCUUCCUGGAGGCUUUGGCGAAGCUCCAGAAGAAGUUUUAUGCAAAAGGCCAGCGUCUGAACUGCCCCAUUCGCACCUACCUGGUUACAGCUCGCAGUGCAGCAAGCUCUGGGAUUCGUGCGCUGAAGACGCUCAGGGCCUGGGGACUGGAGGUGGACGAGGCCUUGUUUCUUGCAGGUGCACCAAAAGGUCCCAUGCUAGAGAAAAUCCGACCGCACAUCUUCUUUGAUGACCAGAUGUUUCAUGUGGAGGGAGCUGCAGAGAUGGGAACCGUCGCUGCUCAUGUUCCGUAUGGCGUUGCACAAUUACAUAGCAAAAAGAAAUGAGCAUGGAGAAGUAACGAACAAGACUCUUUCAGAUGGGACUUUAAAGUAUCUGUAGAGGCGACUUUCAACAACCAUUGAGAGGUUAACUGUUAAAAAUUUGGCUAUAGACUAAUGUCUAUGAAAGGUCUGGAACCUGAAGUAACCUAAAUGCCAAUGUGACAGUCAACUGUACUUUUAAAUCGAAUCGGUUAGUUCAAAAGGGGCCCAAGUCCACAAUUUUUCAAAAUAGAGAUAUUAAAUGUUCAAUGGUCUUCAAGGGAAAAGCUAUCUGAUUAUGUGCAA
Oryzias latipes (Japanese medaka) is the source of this 2182-nucleotide messenger RNA. It is a transcript of the gene nt5c1aa, whose product is annotated as 5'-nucleotidase, cytosolic IAa. Lineage: Eukaryota; Metazoa; Chordata; Actinopteri; Beloniformes; Adrianichthyidae. Gene Ontology annotation, molecular function: nucleotide binding; 5'-nucleotidase activity; magnesium ion binding. Gene Ontology annotation, cellular component: cytoplasm; cytosol. Gene Ontology annotation, biological process: nucleotide metabolic process; adenosine metabolic process. The record is from RefSeq and is a predicted model, not a curated record.